AUGGAUGAAGUGAAUCGCUAUGGACGCAGCCAUCAGGUUCACUCUGCGAGCCAUUCGCAGAACCACCAUGAUCUCAUAUACAACGAACGAUCUCGAUAUUCUACUAACUUCCCCAGCGGCUUCAUACCACCUGUUGGAGCAUAUUAUCCAACGGCUCAACCAACUAAUAAAGCUGUUUUAAACCCUAGCGUCGACUACUUCAACAGCAACUACAUUAAACAAGUCCCUCCAUUAAAUGCCCAUCAAGCCAGCCACUACAUUCCAAGUAGAUCUGCUUACUCUCAUCAAAGUACCACCAUACCCGGAUACCAUCACCACCAGAAUUAUCCCCACAAUCAUACUCCCCAAUACGAAGAUCCCUAUCGACAUAGAUCCCGACAUCACACAAUUCAACAUCACUACAGCGAUGGUCAUCACGGCCAACAAAGCUAUCCCAAUUAUCCAGUUCCUGGUGCCAACCUCGCCUAUUCUCACAAUCAAAAGCUUUCCUUCAGUAAAUCUAUGAACGAUUUCUACACCCCGAAUGUUCAAAAUGCAAACCCAACACACCACUAUCCCAAUCCUUUACCAAAUCCAACAACCCCUACCGUACAUCACGCACCCCAUUUCGGUAUCAAAUAUACCUCCCAAACGAUCGUCCCACCGAUGACGCAGCAAAAACCUUUGAACCAUCAUGUUCCAACAACCCAAUCCUCGCAAAAAACCGCAAACAAUUGCUACUAUGAUACCCCAAAUCCUGUCAUAGACAUGAACCACCCCUUAGUCGAUCUGGAAGAGCAGAUAAACAGCGUAAAGAUCCUCAAGAGCAGUCGCGAUAACACUAGUUACGACAACAACAGCCUAAACUACGACUACCGGAUCGUCAUCUUCUACCCCAUCGUCCACCGAUGGCUAUGUUCUAAUGGGCCUCACAUUAGCCACACGCACUCCACCAACCUGACCAACUACGGUUACUCCACUAUGGAUGAGUUUGUCAUGGGAUCGCGCAAUUUUGCGCUUGAUGAAAACCUCAAAGACAAGAACCUGCGCGACUAUCUCAGCAGCUGGAACGAGACCGAAGAAGAGGACACAUCCGCUGGUGUGGCUUCUAACGCUGAAAAGAAGGAGUCCAACAAUAAUCAAUCGGCGCACGAAAACUUUGAAUCUUGUAAAUACCUGCAACAGGCUUUGGACGAACAACUUCCGCCGUUGCACAGCGGAGUAAUUGUGGCGAAUGUCCAGAACGGAACCGGUAACCUUCCGGACAUUCUAAUCGACCUUGAAAAGACCAAAGACGACAAUCCCAAAGUUGGACAAGAAACGACUGAAGUAGGCGAGAAGCUGUACAUAUUGGAAACGUACGACGUGCCCCACUCGGAGCUGAACAAAUAUAAACACCUCAGCGUAAUCAACGAGCUGCCGAAAAAUGUUGUUCCAAUCCACGACAGUGCAGAUUCACUGAAAUUCCUGGAGGAAAUCGAGUCCAACCGGGACAAGUACUACGAAACUGAGCUGGAAUCGGAAGUCGUCUACGACGAAAGGAAGAAAGACGAAGAGAAGAAGGCUGAACAGUCCAUGCCGACGAUCGUUCUCGAUGACGAUGAACCGGAAGAAGUGGACGAAGACAUCACUGAAAAUGUGGUUAAGGAGAAAACAAAAGUGGAAGAGCAACCACCAGUAGAUCAGGUUGAUCAAAUUGUGGAAAACAAAAUUGAAGCCGUACCGGAAGCGACAGUUGAACCGGAGAAGAAAACCGAUGACGACAGCUUCAAAGUGCCACACUACAUUCCCAAGUACCGCAAAAGGCGUUACCAGUUCGAUAGUUACGACUAUCCACGCUUUCCCAAGCGAGCUCGCCGUUCGAGCAUUGAAGAUUUCUUGCACUGUGAGGUGAAGCUGCCGAAACCGAAGCCGCCGGUUAGGUUUAACCCGACACAGUUGUUCAGCAUCUGUGUGGCGACACUGAACUCGCGCGAGUACAGGCGCUACGCAAAGGCGGAUUUAGCCAGACGGCAAGAGCUGGCGAAAAGAAGUUCAAUUGAGGGUGUUGAAGAGCAGACGGUUAAGGGUGAUGAACAAUUGCAAUCAGUUACAGCAGAAAAGAGUGAAGUGCGACGGAUAGAGCAGACUGAAGCGUUGGCGAAGAAAAGCUGGGUUCCAGAAACUACGGAAUGUAGAGAAACAACCAUGGAGAGUGAGCACGCAGCAACUUCACCGAUGGACAGUGAUGCAACCAUGGAAUGUAAUGACAACAGUGAUGAAGAAGCACACAUGGAGCCUCUACCUACAGUGCUACCAAUGGAAAGUGAUAUUUCAGCGAAGAGUGUUGAGACACAAUCGAUGGAUCGUGAUAUUUCUACGGAAUGUCAUAACGAAAAUGAAGAACCCGUCGAAUCUGUUCCGGAAUCACUUCCGAUGGACAGCGACAUUUCUUCAGAAUGUCAUGAUAGCAAUGAUAAAGAAGAACACAUCGAAUCUGUCCCAGAAACACCUCAAAUGGAAAGCGAUAUCCCUAUGGAAUGUCAGGACAACAUUCCUGAAGAGGAGCACGAUGAAGUACUAUCAGGAGCACCAUCGAUGGAAAGCGAUAGUUCUUCGGAACGUAAUGACAAUAAUGCUGAAGAGAAACACGACGAAGCUUUAUCCGAAGCGCCUUCGAUGGAAAGCGAUAUUUCUUCGGGAUGUCAUGACAGCAAUGACAAAGAGGCUUCACCAGAAGAAUCACCUCAGAAGGAGAGCCAUAUCUUCGAACAGCACGUAGAAGCUACAUCGAUGGAUUGUGAUGAAAGCAAUUACCAAGAAAAGGAGCAAGAGAGUUCUCCCAAAAGGACUAGAGAGGAAAUUCAACCAGAAGAACCAUCAUUGGAAAACGAAGUAUAUGUAGCUGCGGAGAUAAAAGAUCAAACAAAUGAAGAAGCGUCAUCGGAAGAUCAGUCAGAUACAUCGGAUAGUAUGUUUGACACAGCGGAAUCACAAGAAGUGAGUCUUGUGGGAGCUCAAAUGGAGAAUGAUGUUGUUGUUCCAUUGGAUUAUUCCAUAGAGAAAAAUCAACAAGAACUCUCCAUUGGAACCCAAGAAAUGCCAUUUAGCUCACCUGAAAGGGAAACCAUGGAGCAAGAUAAUGAUACUGAAUCAGUUAUAGAUCUUUCACAAGUAACAUUAUCUGAAGUGAAGCAUAUUGCAACAGAAACAAUUGAAGAAGUACUAGCAACUCAAAGUGAGAGUUCAAAAGACGAUGAAGUAGAGGAAGUAGCGCAAAACCAUGUAAAACAAGAGACAAAGAUUUCAACACGUGACUCGGCCAUUAUAUUGGAGGAAUCUGAUCACGAAGAAGAGAGUCAUGAGCGAAGCAGCGAGCCAGAUGAGUCCGGUUUUACUGAAGGCAAAUCCAACUCAGAAUCAGAAAGCGGCGCUCCAAUUGAAGUAGAAGACAGUGCAGAUGACGCAGACGACGACGUAUUUGAGCAAGUAUUGGAAUCGCAAUCUAAAUGCGAACGAGUAUCUGUGAUUGUGGAUGAUGCGAAGGAAAUUGAAAUCCAACCGAUAGAAGAACCUGUUGUACAUAAAACAGUUGAGUCUAAUGAAGUAGCAAAUGUGGAACAAGAAAAACGAGAAUUACUAGAAGAAGAACUAUCAGUAGAAGAAAAAGACGAAGCAAGUGUGGAAGAAGAAACAGUAAUCGAUUUAACACCUGCGCCGGAAGACAAUCGAGUGACCGUGAUUCAGAAGACAGAAUCAAUCGAAUCGAUGGACAUGGACCAACCGACCCGAUGCUUUAAUCCACCUGCGUUGCGAGAACUAACCAAUGCGGCUUUCGAAUGCUAUCGAGUUCUUUACGAUUACCAACGAGUUCCUCCCCUGCGGACGCUCUGCUACGAGUACUUACUGGAAAACAACAGCCUUCCGCAACCUCAAUCAUUACAGAAAAUUUGCGAACAAUUUAUUUGCAACAAUCGUCAUUUGUUUAUCAUUGAGGAAGUGCGAAGUGAGCCACCACGAUUGCAGGAGCUGUGCCAGAAGGUACUGAACGAAACCAACAUCAUCAUUGAUGUGAACGAUUUUUGCAUCAUCGAUGAUGAGGUCGAACAGGAGAAGGAGACCGAAGGGAGAGUGUUUAUCGUUGAAGAUGAUCAUGGAUCAAUCGAGGAUUUGCUCAGAGAAAGUGAGGACAUGGGAGGGGAUGUCAUUGUGCUGUCAGAUGAUGUGGGCGAUGAGCAUGAGAUAUUUUUCGAAGAUGCCGGCUGUUCUGAAGAGGUUCAAGUAACGUUGGAAAGCAGCCAAUCACUAUCUGAUAGUGAUAAUGAGAUCUACAGAAAGGUUGAACGUGAAAUCGAAAGGAUGAUGACAACCAGCUCCGAUGAGGAGGAUGAUGCAUCGAAUCGAUGUGACGCAAUGGUGAUGCAAGAAGAGUUCGACAAUGAGUUCUAUUCAUUCGUUGGUGGAGACGAAUGCAUUCAAUAUGAGGAGGUGAUACCCGUGAACAAACAAGCCUAUAGAAGAGAGAGUUUGAUAAAUGAUCUCCAAAGGAAGUAUAUGGUUCCAAAAGGAAGGACGUUGACGUGCAGGUUGAAGUUGUUACGUAAAUAUGUUUAUUAUCAACGUUUCAUUAAAACGAGGGACCAUGGAAUGCAGUCGAAGCGCAGGUUCUUCUGUCGAAAACUCAACUGUUUGCGGAGGAAGAUCGAUGCAAUGCGACGCAGCGUCAGUGUUAGUGUAAUUGAUGACGACAGUGAUAGCAACAGCAGCACGUUUUCGACUGUGAGUAGUUCAAGCAGUAGCAGCAGCAGAAGUGGUAGAAGUAGUAACAGCAGUUCAGCAAGCUCCGCCAGCGGAAACAGUUCAGAGAGUGAAGAGGAGGAAGCGGCAACGGAGACGGAGACAGUGGAGCAAUCCAGUGCCCAUGCUUCGGAGGAUUCCUCGGCCAGCUCUUCUGUAGGCGAACGCCUAAUCGAAACCAAUAACAAUCAACUAGAUUUAAGUACCGUAACCAAACCGGCCAAGAUAGAAUCUCAGCAGUUUGCCAAAGAAGAAGACAACAGUAGUAAUAGCUCUGAUAGCAGAUCGAGAGGCUUCAUUCGACGAUCUGUCAAUAUCUCACCACUAGUAAAAAAGAAAAAACUAAGCUUCGAAGAAAGUUUGCUCAGCAUAGAAAAGAUGUACAAAAAGACCAGCAGUCCCUCGCAAUCAACAAGCAGUCCAAGCCACUCAAAUUCCUCAUCUCCUGUUCCCGUCAGAGCACGGAUCCUUACCAACGCCAACUGUGGCCCGAACGUGGUCGUCAAUGUUAACAACAACCGCGAAGCUCCGAGGAAGCUUAUCAUUCCGUCGUACAAGAUCUUCAAUCAGGCCCUUGCCAUCCCACCACCCGCCGACAAUGAAGCGUCAAGAACAAGUCGGCAACCCUUUAGAAGACGGAACAGCAGUGCCGGUAGCAGCUGCAGCAGCAGCAGUAGCAGCACUCGAUGCCACCUCGUCAACUGCACCCAACGAAGUAGUGGACUAAUUCGGGUAAAUUACCCAAACAAGCCUUCGCCUCCAAGGAAAUCGUCAGCGAGCAGCUCAUCCAGCGUAAACAAUGCGGUCACGCGAUCGCAUGCUAUCCCGGCGGGCUUCGAUCGACGCAUUCCGUUCGUCCGGUUAGAACGUAUCGAUUACGUCGAAAAGCUAGCGGAAAAGUACCGCCAACAGCAGCGGCAUCAGCAGCACCACCAGCAGCAAGAACAGUUUGCGAAACUACGGCAGAGGCGGAAGUCGACCUUUUCGUAAAACCCACCGCCGGGUCGCGUGUUCGCGUGAGUUCCAACGCGUAGAAGGGCGGUUAUCAAUGGCCAUUCGUAUGGGAUCGGACACAGAUGGGCAGUAUUGGUUGUUGUGGUUGUGAAUUUUUUUUUCUGCCAGCAUUUGCGGGGCAGAGGUGGAGACCGUUGCCGAAGGGUGUUUGGAAAAAUGUCGUCCGGAAUGGUUGGUGCGGAAAAUGGAUCACUUUUCUGGUUGACCGUGUGCGCAAUUGAAUGAGCGUGUCGCGUUGGUAAACGACCGUUGAGCCCGAUGGUAAUUUGCGGAUUGCAUCCGUUGGUGGGCUGUGGUGAACAUGAUGAUAAUGGCCAGACGGUUCAGAGUAUGAAAUAAAAUGGGAGAAUGCUUGGUAAGCUUAGUUCAAAAUGAAAUUUAUUAUGGUUCAUGGUAAGCAAAAAAAUGAAAGUCUUAGAAAGAUAUUCUGCUUUCCGCAACGUCCAAUUCAAGGCUAUUAUUUGCCAAAUUUCAUCCCUUUAGAUGAGCCACAGAAGUUCCUUUAAUUUUGGGCACCCCACUUUUCUUCCUUUUUUUAUUUGUUUCCAUAAGCUCCUAAAAAUCACCACAGCCUAAUGAAUGGGGAUUAUUUUUGUAGGAUAACGUAGCUAAGUCAACGGUAUCAAUACUACGUGCGAUAGCAUUGUGAAUCACCAGAAUAUCUGCACGCUCACGCAAAUGGAUGUACUGAACUAAUUUGUAAUCGAAUUGGUAAUUUUUUAGCAUAAGCUCGAAGCUAUGUUUAUAAAACAACAGCAAUAAGUCGAUAGUUUUUACUAUUUCGACUAAUCCGGUGAAGAUUGAUUGACAACUGUGGGUUGACUACAGCUGAUUUUUUUUCGACAUAACAUUCUUCAGAAUUGAACAUCUGAGGUUGGCUCUUUUCAUUAUUUCAUACUUGUAGGUCUGAUUGACUUCAAGUACAUAUUGGAUAAACAUCGAAGCAUCUGGCCAUCAUCUCUAUGUUUUUGACAAUCCGCAUAGUAGAGGAUCAAUGGUUUAUGAAUUUUUCGCCAUCCAAUCUCUGGAUGUAAUUUUCAAUGGGUCUUGUGAAAAUUGAAACGAUUCUUUUUCCUUCGUUUGAUACAAAUCGCGUACAUAUAUGAAAAAAUAAUUUUACCAGAACAGAAAAACCACAACGGAUUAAUUUGAACACAUUCUACGGACAAUUUAACGAUACAAAAGGUUAUUUACUUACGAGUGUUGUAGUGUGCAGAACCGCGAAUGCUAAAAUGCAGCUUUUUGUCUCUCCCUUCGUCUACGAUUCCUUCUCAGUGCACUAAAAACUCUCCGCUCAACGCUUAUCAGUUUGCUCUCGGUAUUCUCAUUCUCUCAACUUCUCAAACCACGUGCGUUUCCACGCUCAAAGCGAUCCAAGAAGCAGCUGCUCUCCAAAUGUAACUACGAUUGAGAUUACUCCACACGACCACUGGCCAUUCCAUCGUCGACACAUAAACAUUGUUAGUCACAAAAAGCCUCGUACUCGUCUGAAAUAAGCCCGGAACUCAAUAUUUUGCGUGAGAUGUUCUGAAAAAAUUUAAUAUGAAAAUAUUAUUUUACUCUAGAGUGUUCAAUUUUGUUUUUACUUCAAAGUUGAUAGAAAACAUCAGCUUUGUGUGGCCCAAACUCAAUGUUUUAAAAAGCUAUACCGUGUGUUGAAUUAUGUAAAAAGCUUUUGAGAGAGCGCUACGAACUGAAAGUUAAAAUUCGAGCACAACAACCAGCAUCGUUGAUCGUUAUUUCCGUGCGUUACCACCGUUACGGCACCUUGGACAACAACCACCAUGCCGCAUCCAGAUAUGCGACUUUUAUUCAUGUUACAUUCAAUUGUUUGUUACUUUGUUACGUUUCACCAAUCGUGAUUUCAUAAAUCAUUGUCGAAAAUUUGAACUGCUUUUAAAUUAUUAAUAAAAUAAACCAAUCGCGUUAGAUAUUUUAAAGUUGCUAAGAAUUUAAGUUUCCUGUGGUAUGAUUUCAUAAACAUAAAUGAAUUCUUAUCGUUUUGUUUUGGCAGUUCAUUAGGCGUUACUUUCCAUCUAGUCAAUAGAAGAAUUCGCUUUUCAAAGCAUAUAAUAGCUAAGGAUACAAAAAAGGGGAAAGAUUUUCCUUACUAGACAACUGUGGUGUUUUUUUCUGAGUUAGUAUUAAGGGAUUCACUUCUAGGAUUAAGCAUGAUAAUGAAACACACAUACACAAAUACAAUCACAAACCAAGUAUGGUAGUACAUUCCCCGUUUUAAAUCUAUUUAGCGAAUAAGUUUUUAUAUGUUAUUAUGUUUGUACACUCCCAAACCACCAGAAUUAGUUUUAACUCACCGAUUUUUGUAAUCACUUACUAUAACUAUCGUUGUACUAUCGUUUGUUUAAAAUGUGUUAAAUAUAUUCUAGAGAAGUAUAUGGGUAGCAUCCUAAAAACCAACCAUUCACGAUCGGAAGGCUUAUUCGGAAUUCUUUCUUGUGAAGAUGCAAAAACAAGCGAACCAAGUGCGUAAAAUCGAAUACAACACACUGAAUUUUAGUGCCUUGAAUGACAAACUUUGGAUGAACUAAUCACAACAGAUACAGAAGUAUAGUUAACUUCGGAUAUUAGUAGAAGAAUUCGUAAAAAAUAAAACAAACAUGAAUAAAAGUAUUUUGUGUGUACAAGUGCAAGACUAGCUUUUUUACAAAACAGAAAUGCAAAAAAUAACAUAAAUUGUCGAUAUUUACGAUAUACACAUCAAGUUUUACACUAAAAAAUUAAACCAGAAAAGUCCUUAAUAAAUAAUAUCGCUUGAUAUCAAAGAUUGAAACGUGGUGGCAUUUAUCGAUGGUUUUAUUUUAAUGAAAACAAGCAAAUUUUGGAUUGCUGAAAUGGAUCUACACAGUUGCGACGCAAGUUUAUGAUUGAUAUUCAACGGGAAGUCGAACUGGGACACCAACAACGCAUCUGUCAUUGGAUCGGAUCAAGAAGCCAUAAAAAUUAAAAAAAAAUACUAUUUAAAUAUUACAGAAAAAAACGAAAAGUAAAUAUUGUAUCUAUUUUAAUGUCCGUGUAAGACUAUUGUUUGCAAAAGACAAAAAUGGAAAAAAUAAAAAAAGUUUUGUUUUUGAAUGU
Armigeres subalbatus is the source of this 8865-nucleotide messenger RNA. RefSeq lists its product as uncharacterized. The transcript has 2 exons. The record is from RefSeq and is a predicted model, not a curated record. Lineage: Eukaryota; Metazoa; Arthropoda; Insecta; Diptera; Culicidae. The coding region runs from base 1 to 5745 and encodes 1914 amino acids.